UUUGACGCUAGUCCUCCGAAUACUUUACUCCAAAUUAACUAUUUAACCCCUGAAAUCCGUCGUAUAUCAUGAUGCGGCCCCAAGAACGUUUACUUAAACUCACAACCGUUUUGUGGAGACAUUAAUAAAACAGUGGAUCAUCUCGAAUUCGCAGGAUCCACGAAGUGAAGUUUGGACUUAAAAAGGUUAUUGGAUUACAAGGAUAUCUCAGAACUCAUCAUGCCGAAGGGCCUGCACUCACCGCUGCCCGCAUCUUUGCGAAGCGAAUGCGAAAAAGCCAGCAUGAUUCUUGAAUCAUUCAUCACUCCAUCUAUCACAGGCAAUCCGGGCGCGGCACUUCCUCGCCAACUCGCGAAUGCCAAGGGCUUCGUGAUCCUAACUGGCUUCAGAGCCUCAAUGCUAGGUUCUCUUCGAGUCGGUUCGGGACUCGUAAUCUCUCGUCUAGACGAUGGCACCUGGUCGGCUCCAUCUGCCGUGACAAUGUUUGGGGGCGGAUUUGGGGGCCAAAUCGGGUUCGAACUGACAGAUUUCGUCUUCAUCCUCACCACCAGCGGCGCCGUGCGAGAUUUCGCACAAGUAGCGAACUUCGCUUUGAGCACUCACUUAUCAGUCGCCUUGGGUCCAGUUGGAAGAAGCGCUGAGAUCACCGCAGUCGCGAGUCACAAGGGCGUUUCGCCUAUGUUUGCGUAUUCCAAGACCAAGGGGCUGUAUGCUGGGCUCGCUGCCGAGGGGAGCUUUUACAUCCAACUCACGCCGACUAAUAAGAGACUCUACAAGAGAAAAGUGACGGCGCGGCAAUUGCUCAGUGGGGAGAUCCCUGCGCCACCCGAGGCAGAGUCGCUCAUGCGUGUCUUAUCCUCGGAGGCGUUUUCUCCUCGAUCAGAACCGGUGUCAGCAGUGACUGGAACGAGAGAAAUAUCUAAGAGCACGCAUACGCCGGAUUUGGCUGGGAAUCAGGAGCCAGUACCGGAAUUGCAAUCGCAUGCGCUCAUGCCACAAUUGCCUACCUUCGACAGGCAAAUAUCAGAAUUGUCUGCGGACACCCAACCAUACGAGCUAGAAGCUGUACCGCCAACAGAGCCUCACUCUGUUGCAGCACCAACGCCAACCGAGAAUCAGAACGUCUCUUCAAAGACCUCAGCCGGAGAAAAGGCUGCAGUGCAACCUGAAGUGACAUCUCAACCGCCUAUCGAAGUCUCAUCCUAGGAGGAUCAAACGGAGACACAUAAUCUCCUGUCUUUCCAAUCCUCUAAUGCGCUAAUCAUUAAUAAACAAACAUAUGGUCGAAUCAUUGCGAGACCAAUG
Paecilomyces variotii is the source of this 1305-nucleotide messenger RNA. RefSeq lists its product as hypothetical. NCBI's taxonomy places the organism in Eukaryota, Fungi, Ascomycota, Eurotiomycetes, Eurotiales, Thermoascaceae. Gene Ontology annotation, cellular component: actin cortical patch. Gene Ontology annotation, molecular function: actin filament binding; phosphatidylinositol binding. The coding region runs from base 220 to 1206 and encodes 328 amino acids. The record is from RefSeq and is a predicted model, not a curated record. The transcript has 3 exons. Gene Ontology annotation, biological process: actin cortical patch localization; actin filament bundle assembly.